This is a messenger RNA of Topomyia yanbarensis, 3178 nucleotides long. RefSeq lists its product as uncharacterized. The record is from RefSeq and is a predicted model, not a curated record. The transcript is spliced from 4 exons. NCBI's taxonomy places the organism in Eukaryota, Metazoa, Arthropoda, Insecta, Diptera, Culicidae. The coding region runs from base 153 to 3128 and encodes 991 amino acids.
GGGCAGCACGGGAACUCGGUUCGAAAAACCAUUGCGGAAAGCCGUUUUAACUCCGAAAUGUUUCGCUGUAGUGUUAGUUGCCCCGCGCGUUGUCGACACGGUUUCUGACUUCGUGCGAUCCCAAACAAAAAAAAUCCCACUAAUCCUCCGAAAUGGGCCGUUCCGCCUCCAAGGAACAAACCGCAAACCCCCCGAACAAUCCGUGGGAGGUGGAAAUAGCCCGGAAGAAACGUCGCGAACAAAAUGUGAAGGAACGUGCCGCGGAAGUGGCUGCCGAACGGAAGAAGAUCGAGAAGCUACGGAAACGGGAGGAAAAGGAAGCGAAACGGGCACAGAAAAAGAAGAGCAAAAAGCGGAAAUCAAAACUGGAAGAUUUGAAGGACAGCCAACCACCGCCCAUCGUGCGCAAAUCGAAGGCUAAGCUGGAGGAAAGUGAUUACGAUUCGGAAGCGAUUCGACGGAUGCAGGAUCAGCUGGCGUUCAGCAGUGAUGUGUUCGUGCUGAACCAGCUGCUGCUGGGGGUGCAGUUCUACGGGAACUAUGAAAGAGAAAUGUGGGAUGCAGUCGAACGGAAUCGACAAGCGGAGAACAAACACAACGGACGGAUAUCACAGCACUGCAAAACGGUCAUCCUACCCGAUCGAUUGCAGGAUGCAGUUGAUCAAAGGGUCAAAUUUCUACCCAAACACGGACUUCGAAAGAACGAACUGCAGCCCCUGUACACACAGACCUGCUACGUGAUACACGACAACAUCGAGAUAUCCAACCCUGGGGAAUCUUCGGUGUACAGCAUUCUAACGAAUGCACCCAUCUACAAGCUGGAAAUUGAGGACGGCUUGGAGGAGAAGCUGAACAAUGCCGGCAGACGACGCCGGGCGUACUGCCAUCACGGAUACAUCAAGCUGAAAAGUACCGAGUACAUCAAACCAAACGAUCCGUCGCCACUGGAUGUGAUAAACGAGAAACCGAAUGGGUAUGGCGACGAUUCAAAUGGUUUAUGUAAAAAGCAAAUGAAGGAAACGCCUAAAACUAGUAGUACCAGUGAAAGUGACACCAUGGAUGAGGAGGACGAAGUCGAUGAAGAGGAAGAUGACGUCCCGAUCGUUAAUUUCGGAAAAAUUAACUUCAGAGAUAGCGUCGCGAUAAAACUGCCCAAACCAACUCCCAACGGUAGUAUCUACGGGUUGAACCGCUUGGUUAUCCCGUCAACCUCGACUAGUUCAACGUCUCCACCGAGCAGUGAGUACGACUACGCGUACAUAACGGCGAUCAACACCCAUCAACCGCUUAGCAUAAUGAAAGGGAUCAGUAACGAUCGACCGGUUAGUACCACGGUUCUACCGGAUUACUGCGUGACAACAAUCAACUGUCCAACCGAGUUGAACCAGGGCUACUACUCGGACGCCGAGUCCGAUGCGGACAAACUAGUUUAUCUAGCAAAAGGUGCGCUACCGGUGAAAAAUAACCCCGUAGAAUACACAACCGAACAACGGCAGUACCUCAACUCGAAGGGGUUCCUCGCCUACUUCAUUAACCUGUUCCAGGAUACUCUAGCUCAAGAUCUGGGCAUCGGGAGAGAAGAUCUGGAUAAGGCAACGUGGAAAGGAGCCGUAAUCUACAGCGGUUGCUGGGAGAUUGUCCCCGCGAUUCUAUGCCCUUGGCCACGAGAAGCUGUAGAAUGGGUUCAACGAAAACGCGAAGUCAAAAUCAAUCCGCUUACCAAACAAAAAUUCCAAUGGCCUACACCGCCCAUGAUUCAGAAGGUUAAAUCAUUCGGCUGCCACGUCAUCCCUUCCGGAUACGCCCCAAAACAGGGUAGCAAUCGCUACCGUCAGCUAGAGUGGAAGAUCGUUUUCCCCGAAGCGGAACGCUACCUGGAAAGCUGCCUAACCAACACCCAAACGAAGAUCUACAUGCUGACGAAACUGUUGUUUAAAACGUUCGUCGAUCCUGUCUUCACGACCGGUGUCAGCAUGUUCAGCAACGAACAUCUGCGGGCACAUCUCUUCUGGCAGUGCGAAAGCAACUACGCAGCCUGGCCGGCAGACUACCUUGGGGAAGCAUUCAUUCGAUUCCUGAACGCUCUGCUAGAUCGCAUAAAAACGCACAAACUUCCCGACUACUUCCUACCGAGUCGGAACCUGUUCGAGAACAUCCCGGAAAAAGUGCUGGUCGAGUUGCACAAACGAAUCUUCCGAAUCACCGAGAAUCCGGUGAUGCACGUUCUGAUCGCGCUACGAAAUAUGAAGCUUCCCGGAGGGAAUGUGACGUUCUAUCCGAAGAUCCGAAUCAAGCGGCUGUAUUCCGUGUUGAUCAUCGAUAAUCCACUGAAAAUCUUGAAUCCGCGGUUUCGAGAUGAGAACGAGAACUUGGCUGCGGAGGAUUCAGCCGAUGACGACGGGAACGAGAAAGAGGUCGCCGUUGGAUCGAUGGCGUAUUUCAACCAACAGGAGGUGGAAUCACGAAAACAGAGGACGCGCAUAGUUCGGUUCAUGGAAGCGGAAAAGAUGAAGCAAGAGCAACAAACCAACGAGGAGCGUCGGGUUUCGAUGGAUUCGAUCGAUUUGAUGUUUGUUUUUAAUUUUCAGUUCAGUCCGCUGAAACACAUGGAGAAUAUCCGGCGCCAAUUGAUUUACAACAUCUUCGUGCAGCAUUUCAUCGACAUGGCUCAGACAUCAUACUACUUCCGAUCGCUCAAUCAGGGGUUGGUCUAUUUGAAACAGGCCGAACGGUUGUGCAGUCUGCUGAGUGAUGAUCACGGAGUGGAGGAAGCACGCCGUUUUCUGUCCAAGAUCUAUCGCUUGCGUAGCGAGAUACUGAAAACGACUAAUCAUACCAGUUACGGACCGGCUCUACCCAAACGAGCCAGUUCCAUACAGAGUCCCCAAAAUCGACGCAUGCGAAUGAAGUCACCGAGACAGAACGGACGACCAUCGUACAGCAACGUUAGUCCGGAAUCGCGUUCGCCCGAGGAAACACCGUGGCAAUCGCCGGAAAAUGACAGAAGACGUGCUGCCACGCGGGUUUCGGUGCAAGUACAUCCGGGACCGUCAACUUCACGAUUCGACGUUUCAACCGAUCAGGACGAGAUUUCUCAGUUACUGGGAAAUGUGUCCGCUAUUGCUUAGAUGAUUGUUGUUAGUUUUUGUAUGAGGUUAGGAACUACUACUGUGAUAUC